ACCCCAAAUUACUGUAAUCAGAGGAAGUCAGAGUGAACACGGUGCCAGUAUAAAAUCUUACUGCGAUGUGCCUUCCCACAUCGUUCCGGCUCUGAGGGUACAAGGACCAUGAAGGCUUUUCUGAUUGCCCUGCUGGUGGCAGUCCUGUGUGCCAAGCAAGCAUCCUCGAUGUUUUGCUACGUAUGCGAAAACGAACACUCCAACUGGAACUGUCUUAAAACCUACAAGUGUGAAGACAAUGAGAAAUUCUGUCUCACCACAUACAGUUCUGCUGGGUUGGGCAAAGACAUGGGACACCGCAUCACCAAGAAAUGUUCUGCAGAUUGUCCCGAGACAAAUGUGAACUUCGGUGUGGCGGCUUAUUCCACUAAAUGCUGUAGCACCUCCCUGUGCAAUUUCAGUGGUGCCAACAGCAUAAAAAUGAGCUACACCAUGAUGUUCCUGGGAGUUGUGGCCAGUUUGAUCUGUGUAAUCAAGGCAGGAUUGUGAUGAGGGGUGGGAGAAGACUGGACAGCCCAAGAACCUACAAGCUAUUCCCCAAGUGAGAAAACAACAUCCUCUGUCAAGUGUCUCCAACAGUGUCUAUGCUACCUUGGUUUUUCCAAGGCAUUGCUUCAGGUACCAUCCACAAAAUGGCAUGGCAGUGUAGCUCCUGUUUUUUCCCCUGUAUCAUUUGCUGUUUUGUACUAAUUUUCCCUGGGAAAGCCCUUUUGAUAGCGCGUGUGUGACAAUUGUCAGACAAAAUAAAGAUUUAUGUUAUUCUA
Molecule: messenger RNA, 764 nt
Organism: Columba livia (rock pigeon)
Lineage: Eukaryota; Metazoa; Chordata; Aves; Columbiformes; Columbidae
Product: lymphocyte antigen 6E
Exons: 3
Coding region: 109-489 (126 amino acids)
Cellular component (GO): plasma membrane
Molecular function (GO): acetylcholine receptor inhibitor activity
Source: RefSeq, a predicted model, not a curated record